ACAGAACGCUCCCAGCCAGCCCCUCUCGCGUCCGCCGCGGCGCCUACCCAGUUCACCGGCGUUCGUGCGCUCGUGCCGUCUCGAUCCUCCGACCCCCACCCCCGCGGCGGCGACCAUGGCGGAUCAGCUCACCGACGACCAGAUCGCCGAGUUCAAGGAGGCCUUCAGCCUGUUCGACAAGGACGGAGAUGGUUGCAUCACAACCAAGGAGCUGGGAACGGUCAUGCGCUCGCUGGGGCAGAACCCAACGGAGGCUGAGCUCCAGGACAUGAUCAAUGAAGUCGAUGCUGAUGGCAACGGCACCAUUGAUUUCCCAGAGUUCCUCAAUCUGAUGGCUCGCAAGAUGAAGGACACCGACUCAGAGGAAGAGCUCAAGGAGGCCUUCAGGGUGUUCGACAAGGACCAAAAUGGCUUCAUCUCUGCUGCUGAGCUCCGUCAUGUCAUGACAAACCUUGGCGAGAAGCUAACCGACGAGGAGGUCGAUGAGAUGAUCCGUGAAGCUGAUGUUGAUGGUGAUGGCCAGAUUAACUAUGAGGAGUUUGUCAAGGUCAUGAUGGCCAAAUGAGCAUCUCCAGGGAUCGUGCAUUGCGUAUUAGUUAAGAUGCAACUCUUAUUUGAUCGAUUUCCAGUUAAGCAUCCUACUAGCUGUAGCUGCUGCUAAAACGGACAACGCAAUUCCUGCUAUGUUCCUUCUAUCCAGUGUGUUUCCAGAUCUGUUGUGUUUUAUGUGAACUUGCCCCUACCUGGUGUAUCCUGAUUGCUGUUGGGCCCGUUUGUAGUAUAUUUUUUCAUCAUCUUGUGCUUGACUCUUCUAGUAUCAAUGGAAAGCUGGUGUUUAUCA
Messenger RNA from Lolium rigidum, 841 nucleotides. RefSeq names its product calmodulin-1. Gene Ontology annotation, molecular function: enzyme regulator activity; calcium ion binding. The record is from RefSeq and is a predicted model, not a curated record. The coding region runs from base 116 to 565 and encodes 149 amino acids. The transcript has 2 exons. NCBI's taxonomy places the organism in Eukaryota, Viridiplantae, Streptophyta, Magnoliopsida, Poales, Poaceae.